Linum trigynum is the source of this 461-nucleotide messenger RNA. The record is from the annotation of a GenBank genome assembly. NCBI's taxonomy places the organism in Eukaryota, Viridiplantae, Streptophyta, Magnoliopsida, Malpighiales, Linaceae.
CCUCAACCUAAAUCGGCGAUGGCGAACGCCGAGAUGAUGAAUGACGACCUGCUUUCCGUCUCCACUCUCACCACAGCGCCGUCCGCGACUGAGUUCCAUGGCGAAAACAAAUGCGAGGAAGAGGAAGUCAACUCAGCUCCGAGACAGCCGGUGUUCGAAACCAGCAGUGUCGGGGACAACGGCGGCGUUUGGCGGCGGGUUGAUAUUCUGGAGAAGUCAGGCCAAGCGUCGAAUUCGGUCGAAGAAUUUAUCCGAGACAACGGUGGGGGAUGGCGGAGGGUUGUCGUGAUGGAGCAUUCCAAGCCUACCGCGGCGGCAAAGAGUGCGAGCUCUGAGCCAUCAGUACAAGACGGUGGCGGUAAUCAGGAAGUAAAGAAGAUCAUUAGGAUUAGAAGGGCAGUAUGAUUCUUAACAAGGAUAGUAGUUUAAGGUUUGGAUUUGAUUAAAUUUGCCUUCGUGUU